AUGGAUCAGCAAGCACAAUACGAUCUCGGCAACGUCGAUUUAACAAAAGUGGACUGUGAUGUAACACCGCAAACCGUUGAUGAGUAUCUUCAGCAAGUUGCCGCAGGAAGGAUGAGGAUUCCAGAAGUCGCCUUUGUGGAUCGUCCUAAAGAGCCAAAACAAGAUGUGCAAAAGAUGGUGAAAGGUGUCGAUCCAUUGGCCCGCAAAAAGGAAUGGCAACAGCAAAAGGUGCGAUUUUAUCGAGAAAAUCGAGAACAACUGGCUCAACUGCGUGCUGUUACGGCCCCAUUGGACGUCGAUUGGCCAAGUAUUUACUCACCCAGGGAGUGGGUGACAAUGAUUUUGAAAAAACCGCAAGCGAUGAUUUCUGAAGAAAUACGUGAUCUUUUUCCACAGCACGAAGGCAUUCCACCCACGCCGGAAGUGCUUUUUUCUAUGACGAACGCGCAAGUCGAGAAUCUCAUCCAAACACUUCAAUGGAUUUAUGCGGUUUUAUUAAUUCUUGAGAAGAAUUAUCUUCACGAUGUGCUGGCAUCGCUAAGGGAUUUGGCUAAUUUUUGUCGAAAAGGCCGAUCGGCGCUUGCUGAAACAGAGUUGGAUGAGCGAGAACAAGAAGAAAUGGCUCAAAUGUAUUCACUUUUCAUUUCCAUUGUCGCUCUUUACUUCGAGCAAAAAGAUCUUGCGGAU
Messenger RNA from Mesorhabditis belari, 687 nucleotides. The record is from the annotation of a GenBank genome assembly. NCBI's taxonomy places the organism in Eukaryota, Metazoa, Nematoda, Chromadorea, Rhabditida, Rhabditidae.